AUGCCCGCUCGAGAUUCAUCCGCCAUCACCCACGGACGUACGUUACUCAGUAGGGUGUACAGCGAGAACCAAGAUCGGGCCGCCCACUUUGCCCACUUCUCGGCGGAGGGCGACGCCCCCGCCACGGGUGGCGAGGCCCAUGUAGGAGGCACGGACGCCCGCCACCUGGGCCCCUGGAACAGCGCGGUGGAGCUGGCAGAGGCCCGGGGCGCGGCCCUGGAGCGGAGACAGGAGAAGCUCAGGGAGGCUGCAGGCGCGGCGGCCGCCGAGGAGGACUGGCGGCCGGCCCGCGACCCGAGCCUGGGGCCCAGGUGCGAUGGGGCCGUGCCGUUACUUUCCGACCUGGCCUUGGACCAAGUGGUGAGCAAUAUCGAGGACGUGGAGACGCUGGCGGGGCUGCCCUACAUCCUCAAGGUCAGGGCUCAGGGUGCUGUGGAGGAGACCAGGAUAGCGCGGCAGGUGUGCGCGCGACGUGCCAUGUCAGCGCACGCAGUGGAGCUGCUCACCGGCGACCAGCCGGACGAGCUGGUCGUCGCCGACUGCACGCUGCUGGAGCCAGUGCAACUUGAGGCGGCGCUGCUGCGCGUCGCCGGGCCCCGGCUGGAGGUGGUCGACCUGGGCCUGCUGGCAGGCGCAUACCGCCUGGGGGACGAGGGCCUGCUGGCGCUGCUGCGGGCCUGCCCCGCGCUGCGCACGCUGGGCCUGCCGGAGAGCUCGCGCCUCACCGGCCAGGCCCUGGAGCGCUGGGCGGAGGAGGGCCCCGGCCUGGAGGAGCUGGACAUUGCCGAGGACCGCGGCAUGGACGGGCGACUCCUGGCGAGGACCCUGCCGCGGCUGGUGGUGCUGAGCGGCUGCGACAUCCCCGUGGCCGAGCUGCUGGGCGAGGCCGGGGUGCUCCCCACGCUGCGCGCGCUGGGCCUGGAGCGUUGCGCGGGCGUGUCUGACGCCGCGCUCGCCUCCCUGGCGGCCGCCCACCCGGGCCUCGAGUCUCUGGACCUGGGCGACUGCGCGGCGCUGACCGACGCGGGCGUGGCGGCGCUGGCGCAGCACUGCCGCGUGCUGCGCGUGCUGAGCCUGCGCCGCUGCCAGCGCGUGGGCGAGGAGGGGCUGGAGGCGGUGGCCGCGCUGGGCACGCUGCGCACGCUGGGCCUGCGCGACGGCAGCCUGGGCCGGCUGGUGGAGGCCUGCCCCGGCCUGCGCCGGCUGGAGGUGUGGGGCUGCAGCCAGCUGACCCCAGCCUUCCUGCACGGGCAUGGCGGCCACGACCUGGAGCUGGUGGGCAGGGGGGAGGCCCUGCGCCCCGUACUGACCAUUUGA
Molecule: messenger RNA, 1317 nt
Organism: Auxenochlorella protothecoides
Lineage: Eukaryota; Viridiplantae; Chlorophyta; Trebouxiophyceae; Chlorellales; Chlorellaceae
Product: F-box/LRR-repeat protein 20
Exons: 7
Coding region: 1-1317 (438 amino acids)
Biological process (GO): SCF-dependent proteasomal ubiquitin-dependent protein catabolic process
Cellular component (GO): SCF ubiquitin ligase complex
Molecular function (GO): protein binding
Source: RefSeq, a predicted model, not a curated record